Molecule: messenger RNA, 5746 nt
Organism: Trichosurus vulpecula (common brushtail)
Lineage: Eukaryota; Metazoa; Chordata; Mammalia; Diprotodontia; Phalangeridae
Gene: RNF43
Product: ring finger protein 43
Exons: 9
Coding region: 2045-4381 (778 amino acids)
Biological process (GO): Wnt receptor catabolic process; ubiquitin-dependent protein catabolic process
Molecular function (GO): frizzled binding; ubiquitin protein ligase activity
Source: RefSeq, a predicted model, not a curated record
UGCUUUUCUGGAAGGGAAGCACUCGAUUCCUACCGAACUUUCCAAAUCCACUCCAUGAUUCAGAGUUACUGCUCCCUCUGGGAUUUUUUUUUUCUUUUGAUAGUGAUAUCAGCCUGCUCUGGGUGAAUUUUUGCUGGUGUGUUUACUGCUCUGCCUUCUUCCUCUCAAGAUUUUUUGCUCUUCGGGGAAAAGGACUUUUGUUUGGAAAAGAAUUUUCAGAAAUGAUUUUGGAUUGUCUAAGUGCUUUAAGGUUCCUGGGGACAUUAGCUUUCAGCCUGGAGUAAGUUUUUUCCUUUGAUCUGGUUGGGAUUAUUUUUUCAGGCUGUGGAAUUUCACUCGUAUUUUACCUGCCUAGUGCUGGGCUCUCUGCAGUUUGGUUGUAGAGUAAAAAGGUGGAAGAAUGAGCUGUACUUGGUUAAGCUGUUGAAAUAUUUUUUUUGUGAGCAGGAUCUAUAAAAACAUAAUUGCAUUUGUUUCACCCCUGUGGAUUCCUGUGGGCCCGACAGCGCAACAGGUUUGCAGAUUUCUUUUAAAAUUUCUCUUUUUCUCUGCCUCAUCAAAAGGCUUUACUUUAACAGUUUCAUGUUUGACUGCUGAUUUAUUUGGCUUUCCAGCAUUUAUUGGAAAUUUUGAGAUUUUUAACUUGACCUCCAAGAACAGUGAAUGUGUCUAGAAAGUAAAUUUUUAUUUAUUUGGGGGUAUAUCUUUUUUAUUUUUAUUUAUAUUUGUGUGAAGCAAAGGUUUGAAUUUUCAAAAGUUUAUAGGACUAACAUAUAUAAAUUAAUGUCAUUCAGGCCCAUUUUUGCUUUUCCUGGGUGUUCUGCUGAGAACCUGUGACUAACCUCCCCAUUCCUCCCUCCCUCCUCCCCAAGGAAUUUGAAAACGUGUUGGGAAUAGCCUUUUGUUUCUCUUAUGAAUUUAGGGAAUUAUAGAUCAUAAGAUCAGCAUUUUAAAAGUUUCCAAAAGUAUCGCAUUACAUGAUAAUGUGCUAGGAGUUUCAGUUGGAAAAUGAAGCUGAGUUCCUUUCCCAAGACAGUGAGAAUAACAGGGACGACAAUGUAGAUUUGAAUUGGAGGAUAAAAUAAAACCAUCCAUUUCAAAUGCAUGUCCAAAUAUCAAAGUUAUGAUGAAUCAGUAUUAUCCUACAAAAUGUGACUCCAUUUAAAAUGACAUUGAAUUAUAAUGACACCUUUUAGCGCAGAACAAAAAUAAAUUAACAAGAUGUCAGAGUUUCCUAAGAAGUAUACAAGUUCAAUGGAACUAGAAAUAUAGAUAUCCUGAAUAUUAUUUAAUAUAGAGAACAUUCUUUUAAGUAUCCAUUGUAGUAUCUUUUGACAUCCCUCAGGUAGGGCUUGAAGAUAUAUUUUGCUGUUCUCCAUUCCAACACCUUACCCUCCUCCUUUUUCCUGAAUUUUUUUGUGGAAACUUUAUGCCUUGGACAGGGUCAUCCCUAAGCUGGAUUCUUUCACUGUCACUUGAUACAUGAGUUUUGGUGCUGAUUUUUGUCUUUCUUGGUUUGUGAAAUUUGGUUGUAGGUGGCUCAGCCCCUUAAUGCACAUGGAAAUCUAAAAACCAAGUACUGUUGAUCUAACAAAAUUCAAAAACAAGCAUUUCUUAGGUCCCUACCAUGUACAAGUUACUGUACUAGGCCUGAGUGAUACAGAGACCCAAAAAACCCCAGUCUCUGCCUUCAAGGUUCUUGUAUUCCACUGGUUUGAAGUUCAGUUGUUAAGUAAAGUUGGAAAAUCCAAAGAGAAGUGCUCUCUUCAUUAGGUAGAAUGAAGAUGGGAGAAAUUGUGACACCUUCAGAAAAAGUGAUUGAUGGCACCCCACUCCUCUGCCUCAUCAGGAAUGCCACCUGUUCUUGGGAAUUUAAAGAAAGGAAGGGCUUGAAGGACUUUGUAUUUUUUGAAAUUGCAGUAUAAACUGUUGUUUCCCCUAUUUGCCUGGAGCCAGGAACCUUCUUUAGAUAUUAGCUGGCAGGAUUGGGAGAUACGUUCCUGAUCAGUAUGUGUGGACAAAGUGUUUUGCUGCAGCUGGUAGCAUGAGUGGUGGCCACCAGCUGCAGCUGGCUGCCCUCUGGCCCUGGCUGCUGAUGGCUACCCUGCAGGCAGGCCUUGGACAUACAGGGCUGGUACUCGCAGCAGCAGUGGAGUCCGAACGAUCUGCAGAACAGAAAGCUGUUAUCAAAGUGAUUCCUUUGAAAAUGGACACCACAGGAAAAUUGAACCUCACAUUGGAAGGAGUGUUUGCUGGUGUUGCUGAGAUUACUCCAGCAGAAGGAAAACUAAUGCAGUCCCAUCCUCUUUACCUAUGCAAUGCCAGUGAUGACGACAACCUGGAACCUGGUUUCAUAAGCAUUGUCAAGCUGGAGAGCCCAAGGAGAGCCCCCCGUCCCUGUCUGUCAUUGGCCAGCAAGGCCCGGAUGGCAGGUGAGAGAGGAGCGAGUGCUGUCCUCUUUGAUAUCACUGAGGAUCGUGCAGCUGCUGAGCAGCUACAGCAGCCCCUGGGACUGAGGUGGCCAGUGGUGUUGAUUUGGGACAAGGAUGCUGAGAAGUUGAUGGAGUUUGUGUACAAGAACCAAAAGGCCCAUGUGCGAAUUGAGCUGAAGGAGCCCCCAGCUUGGCCAGAUUAUGACGUGUGGAUCCUCCUCACUGUGGUGGGCAUCAUCUUUGUGGUCAUCCUUGCUUCUGUGCUACGGAUCCGAUGCCGCCCCCGCCACAGGCCGGAACCCUUGCAACAACGAACAGCUUGGGCCAUCAGCCAGUUGGCCACUCGAAGGUACAGGUCCAACUGCAGACAAGUCCAGUCCCAGUGGUCUGAUUCUGGGAGCAGCUGCAGCUCUACACCCAUCUGUGCAAUCUGCCUAGAAGAGUUUACAGAUGGGCAGGAGCUACGGAUUAUUUCCUGCCGCCAUGAAUUCCACCGUACCUGUGUGGACCCUUGGCUGCAUCAGCACCAGACCUGCCCCCUCUGCAUGUUCAACAUCAUAGAGGGAGAUCCAUUUUCCCAAUCCUCAGGACCCCCACGUCCAUACCAAGAACCUGGCAGAAGACUCCAUCUCAUUCGCCAACAUCCUGGUCAUGCCCACUAUCAUCUCCCUCCAGCAUACUUACAGGGCUCUUCGCAGACUCCAGUAGCCCAACCCCUUCGACCUGGCCCUUUUUUAUCCUCUGUGGAGCAUGGUUCUUGGCAUCAUCGCCCACCCAGAACUUUGCAUCUUGGACAUAGGUGCACUCAGCCUCGCCCAGUGGCUCCUCAGCAUCCCCAUGCUGCUAACUGGAGGCUGGGCCGCCUCAGAGCCUGUUCCAUGCAGCACGCAUCACCUUGCUCAGCCUCUCCACGACGGUCAAGGCCACAUGAUAGCAGUGGAUCAGGGGAGAGCUAUCAUACAGAGAGAAGUGGCUAUCUAGCAGAUGGACCAGCCAGUGACUCCAGCUCUGGGCCCUGCCAUGGUUCUUCCAGUGACUCAGUGGUCAAUUGCACAGACAUUAGCCUUCAGGGAAUCCAUGGCAGCAGCUCUACCUUCCGAAGUUCCCUUAGUGACUUUGACCCUUUGGUAUACUGUAGCCCUGAAGGUGAGACCCGGGAGGAGGUACAGCCCAGUAUGGGUUAUCGUCCCCGCUCUCUGGACUCAGUGGUGCCAAAAGCAGACGUCCAGAUGUCCAGCCAUAUCCACUACCAUAAACACCGGCACCAUCAUUACAAAAAGCGCUUCCAGUGGCAUGGCAGGAAAGCUAGCCCAGAAACUGGACUACCCCAGCUCAGGCUCGCAGCUUCCCGAACAGAACCCCAAUCAGAGCCGCCACCUCUUAUCCAAAAAGCCCCCAAAUGUAUCCCUCCAUCCUUUUCUAGGCAGUUCUCUUAUCCAAGGCCUCGGGUUCUCACAGAGUCACACUGUGGCUCUGAAGAAGACUCUGGUUCCAGUCCUGCUCACCUCUCCAGCCCUUUAGGAUUACAGAGACCUGCUGUCUUGACACGACACCAGCAGAGGAAACGGAGGGGGCUCCCAGAGCCCAUUUCAGCCACCCCACCCCAGGAUGUUCCUGUGAUCCCCAGCUUCCAAGCCCUUCCCCAUCAUGAUUCUAGCUUAACAUACCCCUGGCCUCGAGAAGUCCACCCAUUAAUCCCUGGACCUCUGGACCUGGAUACAAGGCUGCUACCAGACACUACAGAACCCUAUUAUUCAAGCUCACAGCCUGUGUGGCUGUGCCUCACACACUGUCACCCACUGAGUCCUUGUCCACCUGAGGAGAGAGCCGCUGAAUGGAGUCCUGGUGUCCUGGAGGACAGGAAGUGUCCUUACCCACAUUGUCAGGCACGGACAGCCCAGCCUGGUCCAGAGGAGGAGAUUGAAGAGCUGUGUGAACAGGCAGUGUGAGAUGGGACGGGCUCCAGCUCAAGGCCUCCAACAACAAUGUGCCCUGGAUGACUUGGCACCUAGCCCAGCUCAGAAUCCCUGCUUCCCUCCCCCUCUAGAGAAGAAAGGGGCUCAGUGAACACCCUUUCUUUGGCUGUACUCAAAAGUGCCAGUGGAGGGGAAAGGGAUGAUGGUGUUGAGAGUGCUCUCCCAUAUCCCUGGUUUAUGUUUCCUGUCCUUAGCUCUGGAAUGAUGGCUUCUGCAUAUUGGUCCUAGCUGAGAUCUGCAGUGCCUAGCAGGGCUUCCCAGCUGCUGUUUUUAUGAGCCUGGCUGUCUUCCAGAUUAAACCUGAAGACAGCCAUGUUGAGGGGUAACUUCCGGGCUAUUUCUCUAUCCACAGGCCACUAGAGACCAGAUGGUUUCAUUCCCCACAUUCAUUCAGAGCCCUAGAGAACACUAUAUAGUUGUGUGGUUCACUGAGUUACAGCUAAGUCCUGGAAAGGGCCUAACAUAUUUAAAGCUAGGGUAUAACAUGUCUCCUAAAUUACUCAUUGUCCUGAGGGUCCUGAAAAAGUUGCCAAAGCCUAGUUCCCAACCUGGCCUUCAGAAUCUCCCAUUGUUGCAGAAGCAACCAGCACUUCAAUGAUUAUGUGAUCCUGGGCAAGUCACUUAACCACACUGGGCCUGUUCUGCCAUCUGUAAAAUUAGUGGCAGGAAGCGGGAUUUGUGCUCUAUGACCCCUAAGUUUCCUUUCAGUUCUAAAUCCAUGACCGUAUUUCUAAAACAAGUCACAGUAGCUCUCCUCAGAAUUGCUCUGCCCUUCCCCCAUCUGUACAGGUGGCAUAAGGCACUGGUAUAGGGAAAAGAGAGGCCAUUCAUCUGAAUGGACAGUGAGGAAGUAGGUAAGGGAAGGCUUUACCAGGGCAGGAGGAGACUUGAGGCAUUUGGAUCUUAAGACCAAAACUGGAGGGAGUAUAGGAAAGAGGAAGACAGGAUCAUAAGAUCCACGAGGCUCUAAAAUGUGAAUCAUACAGAUACCCUUGUAAUAGGGAAGGUGUGAAAGGGAGAGUGGGGAUGGAACAAAAAGUUAAGGCUAUUGGCUCUUAAUGGGCAGGGGCUAGGGGAUCUGAUUAAGAUGGUGCCCACCCUGGGGCAACUUAAGCCUUACACCACUCCUCGCAACACUACCCCUUUUUGGAAUGGAAAUGUGGGAGAAGCAGAAACUCUCCAUGGAAGCUCCGCGGCUUCUUAAAACUGGUGGGGAGAAGCAGCAUCUCGGAACCCACAUGGCUAUUUAUAUCUGAACCAGACACAGAAAGAUGCUUGAAUCAGGCACUAUGUUGAGAAAUGUAUUUAUUUACUAAUAUAUUUAUCCGCAUAACAGGU